Molecule: messenger RNA, 291 nt
Organism: Lithohypha guttulata
Lineage: Eukaryota; Fungi; Ascomycota; Eurotiomycetes; Chaetothyriales; Trichomeriaceae
Exons: 2
Coding region: 1-291 (96 amino acids)
Cellular component (GO): mitochondrion
Source: RefSeq, a predicted model, not a curated record
AUGCAUUCGCAUUUACAUACCAAGGACAAUGUUGGCUGCGAAGAGAUCAUGAAUGCUCUAGAUGAGUGUCAUGCUCGCGGUUUCCUCUACAAAGCAGUUGGUGGUUGUAACGAGAUCAAAAGAGAAGUGAACAGGUGUCUUUCAGGAGAAAGGACGAAGAAGAGUGGCAGAAAUAGAGAAACAGGCCUCCAGCGGCGGCAGAGGAUCGAAGCUGUGUGGGCGAAAAUGGACGAUGGCGAUUACUCCGCACUGGAAGAGUUCACCGGAAAGAAGCAUGUUGAGAACAAAUGA